Miniopterus natalensis is the source of this 6855-nucleotide messenger RNA. RefSeq names its product RAB27B, member RAS oncogene family (gene RAB27B). Gene Ontology annotation, molecular function: GTP binding; GTPase activity. NCBI's taxonomy places the organism in Eukaryota, Metazoa, Chordata, Mammalia, Chiroptera, Miniopteridae. The record is from RefSeq and is a predicted model, not a curated record.
ACAGGUUGGAGCAGCGAGGAGCUGCCCCGUGAUGGUCGCGCUGUAGAGCGGCCCCCGCGCCAGCGCUGGGGUGGAAGCCGGGAGUCCCGGGCUCGGGAGGGGAGGACGCCUCGGAAACCGGACGCCCGGAGCGCGCUCGGCGAACUUCGCGGGCGGCCCAACAAGACCAUCACUAUGACCGAUGGGGACUAUGAUUAUCUGAUCAAACUCCUGGCCCUUGGAGAUUCGGGUGUGGGGAAGACGACGUUUCUUUAUAGAUACACAGACAAUAAAUUUAAUCCCAAGUUCAUCACGACAGUAGGAAUAGACUUUCGGGAAAAACGUGUGGUUUAUAAUACACAGGGGCCAAAUGGAUCAGCAGGGAAAGCGUUUAAGGUGCACCUUCAGCUUUGGGACACUGCAGGACAAGAGCGAUUCCGGAGCCUCACAACCGCAUUUUUCAGAGAUGCCAUGGGUUUCUUAUUAAUGUUCGACCUCACCAGUCAACAGAGCUUCUUAAAUGUCAGAAACUGGAUGAGCCAACUGCAAGCAAAUGCUUACUGUGAAAAUCCAGAUAUAGUAUUGAUUGGCAACAAGGCAGACCUGCCAGACCAAAGGGAAGUCAACGAACGGCAAGGCCGGGACCUGGCCGAUAAAUACGGCAUCCCGUAUUUUGAAACGAGUGCGGCGACUGGCCAGAACGUGGAGAAGGCCGUGGAGACUCUUCUGGACUUAAUCAUGAAGCGGAUGGAGCAGUGCGUAGAGAAGACGCAAGUCCCCGAUGCCGUCAAUGGUGGAAACCCCGGGAAGCUCAGUGGGGAGAAACCGGCAGAGAAGAAGUGUGGCUGCUAGACUCGCAGGGACUCACCACCAAGAACCCCACCCGAGUAUUUCUUCCCCAAACAGCGACAGACCACAGAAUUGUUGUUGAGUGGGCCGUGCGUAACGGCAUGUCUUGCUUUUUCUGCCAGAAAGUCUGUUUUAAGAAACCAAAAUAGUCAACAUUACUCAAAAGAAUUGACCAGUUGUUUCUGAGGCCCCUUCAAAUAAGAUCAAAGAUUUCCAAAUGUGCUCUCAACCAUCAUGGACUCCCAGUUUGUAUUUCUUACAAAGAAGAUAAGUGUGUAAGGGACUACACAGGAUGAAAUAACAGUGAGUUUCAAACAAGAACAAAAAUUACCCUGUCACAUUGGAGAAAGGGAUAGGCUACCUACCAAAGGCAGAACAUAGAAAGAUGAUUUUUAAAAAAGAUUGGGUUUACUUCUUAUAUAGAAUCUGAUUACUACUUUUAGGUUUGCAUUGGGGAAACAUAGUUAAAAAUGGGUACACAAUAAAGGAUUCUAAAUGGAUCAUUAACAAUGACAUUACUUUGUACACCCAAUAAGCAAUGCUAGAAUGACUAAAUUAUCACUGAGGUUAUGAGAGGAGGAAUGUCAGACUUCUGCUAAAAUGUAGGAAAUUAUAUAAUAAUGCCAUUUUUAUAUUCUUAAUAAGUGGCAGAUAGACAAGAACAAGAUUGUGAAUGACAACAUACAAGAGAAAUGCCCUGGGAGGAAAAUGAAAGUAUGGGAACAUGGCAUUUGGACAAAUGAAAUUAAAUGUAUCUGUUACAGAUGUCUGGAAGAGUCAGCCAACUUUCACGCAAGCCAAUUAGAGGUUGACAUUAUCAGUUGGGAUUAAGAGAAGAUCCAGAGGUUCCCAUUUCAAACAAAAUUUUAGAAAUCGGUUCAGUGUUUGGCUUCACAUUUCAUUUUUCUUAGCAAAUAGUGAUAAACAGUCCCAAGAACAAAUUAAAGGUUGCUGUUUAUUAAGUAUCUCUUUUUAAAAAUACAGUCAAGAAAAACUAUUUCACCUUAAUUUCUCUUAGAUAAAUAUGCUGGUUAUGUGAAACCAAAAGUGACUAUUAAUCAUGGGUUUAUUUUCAAUUUAUAAAAGCACUAGAAACUCUAAAUCACCUUUCUCCCCUCUAACCCACACCUACCCCUGGUUUUGAAUCCAUUGUAAAGAUACAGGCAUGACACUUUGUAGACCAACAACUUCAGAAUAAUUAUGGAUCAAUUUUGUGGUCACUCUGAAUUUUCAUAUCAUUAAUUACAUAAAAAUUGAUGAUAAUUCAUGCCAUAUUACACUAUAUUUAUACUUGUUUUUAUUGUCUACCGCAGAAUGCUCAUAGUUUACCUAUAUUUGGGGAUUGGGCAGGAAUGGAAGUGUAUCAUAUCUCCCCAAAAAUUGGUUAAUCACUUAGUUUUUUUCAUGAAAAGUUGCCUUUUCUUUCUAAAGAUGAUCUCAAAAGUUCUUUUUCCAUUGGCCUAUUCUUAUCAUUGUGUCUAAACUAACAUAAUCAAUUCCUAUUAAACCAUUAUUUAACUAUUUCAGUGAAUUUUAUCAAUAACAAAGGUAUUGCUUUUUAAGUUUUCUCUUUUUAUUAUGAGUAUAUGAAUUUUCUACAGAAUGAUUCCUCUUACUAUACAAUUUUGCUAGUUAAACUUCAUUUUUCCAACUCAGUGCACCUUUAUUUUGUUAAGUUACAGACACUGGAAACCCUAAACCCAGCUCCCCCACCCCUUAACCUCUGCCUACCAACCUCCAUCUGGUAGGGAAUCAGUUUUAGUAACACAGAUGCAAGGGAAUGUCUAUAAUGCUCCUAGUGAGGACUAGACCCAGAAAUGUGCCAGGGAUCAGAGUAAUCUGGAAGCUGUGAUGGGUUAGCCCCUUGUGAAGUUUGUGGCGUUUGCUGCCCAGUUCCUCUGACUUCUGCAGUGCAAUGCCAGCUCCUGGGGUGACCACGCUUGGGUAUUCCCUCCAGUGCUGUUCUUCCCCAUGAUGUUCCUCAUGACCUCAGUGCCUGUGCCAUGAGGAUGGAAAGCUAUUAGCUAACAUGAGAGAUGCUUCUUUUGGAAGAAAAAUGAACGGAAACAAUGCAACUAUUGCUAUAGCAAAAUUUGGGGAACUUUUGAGGUCAAUAUCAAUUUCUUAUUUGAAUCUAGAUUGUGAUAUACCCUGAAUUUCCACAAUAGGGAAUGUGUAGCCUCUAUAAAGUCCUAAAGGUAUUCUGUUUUGGAUAUGUCUUUUCAUUUUCCAGUUUUAUGAUUGAUAUACUUAUGCCAAAAUUCUGUCAUUGUCAGUUAUUUAAGAAGCAUUUAUUCGGGCUCUAUUUUAAGACUGUCACUUGAUAGUUGCAGCUUGAAGCAGAGGGUGGUGAUGCCCAUAAUUAUAGAACCACAUCUGCAAAAAUAAUAAUUGUUGGGUAAUAAUCUCAAGGAGGACAAAACUUAAAACAGACAAGAAAAUUAAUUUAUAAUAGUGUUCUAUUUAUAAAAACUUGAUCAAAAAAUAUUUUCUCUGUCAAGUUUGACAUCUGACCCCAAAUUUUGUGUUAAUACUAAUAGAAAUUCUUUCUCUUAUUAUUUCCUAAUUAUUCUGUGUUAUUUAUUUUACAACCUCAAAUUCAUUUGGGGCCCUGAAUUAUACAGACUGCUUUAAAGAAUUGCAUAGCCCCUUUAACCCAUAGCAACAUGUAUUUUUAGCCAAGGUGAGUUAUCUCCCAAAUUCUCUAGUAAACCAAAUUGUAUUUUGGAAAAAUAUUUAAAGUAUACAUAAAAUCCCUUUCUGGUAUAGAAACCAUUUCUGGAGUGUUUACUCUGCUUCGAUGUUUACAUUGCUCUAACACAGUGCCUCGGAUACCUCUGUGACCAAAUUUAUCUCUAACCACAUAGCUCAUUUCCUACAAUGUCAUAUUCCAGGAAGGUCUCAGAGACACUAACACAGCUAAAGGUCUUUGAUGUCUUCAGCAAAGGGUUCAAAGGUGUUAUGGGAAUCUGGAGCUCAUUACUGCCAUCUCCUGGUAUUCUAGCUCACUUCUCCUGGAGUGAGCAUUACUUGAGACUUAACUGAUUAGGUACAAGGCUACCUUUCCAUGUAAACCAAGAAAACUCCUUUGAAAAAGGUAUCAAAAAUAGUUGAGAGAACACAAUGUUUGUCUUGGUAUGAUGAGGGUGACAGGUCACAAAUCAGCAAAGAAAAUAUUAAAUGCUGGGAGUCCAACUUGUAGGCCUCUACCUAAGAGUUUUAAAAUUCUUUCAAGUCCCACUCUAGCCAGUUUGCUACCAUUUCCAUUUAUCAGCUAUCACACUGCAAAAAAUUCAAAGCCAGCAUUUUCUAAAGUAAAAAGUGUAUUUUAUGUGUUGUUUUUAACCAGAUGGACCAUUCUUUGUAUCAGGGGAUGUCUUUCUUAUGCUUUUAGUGUAAGCUAUCUGCUGCCAAUCAGUACAAGUCGGACAAGCUGGGCGAGAGUUUUAAUCAGCCUUUUUAAGAAAGAGAAGCUUGACCAUAGAGAAGGACAUGACUGUAUUAAAAAUAAUUUACUACAUGGCCAGAUAUUCUUUAAACUGUAAACUGAGUCCAUUGGAAAUCAACAAAUUUGAUGAAGCUCAUAUAUAUCUUCACCAAUAGAGUGAGCGCAGCAGUUAGAAAGAGAAAUGCUUUGUGUAAUAGAUAAAGUGUACCACCAGGUACAGAAUAUAACCUGGAGACUUGUGUCUGUGAAACAAGAUUGUUUACUGCUCUGUAUCUCUGUUCACCUCAGUAAAAAAGGGGGGACACAUAUGAUUUCCUCAUUGUGUAUCACACUAACACAUUUGAGGGAAAAAUCCUCACCCAUAAACUUUGGAGUUUAAAACUCAACCUUUAAAGAAAUAAUAUUGAAGUUUCUGUUUUCUAAGAUACUGAUUAACUCUUUAAAAGGAGACUUUCUGAGAGCUGAGGGUAACCAAAGUGAUUUUAAGUUGAUUUUCACCCUCUACUACCCAGCUUUAAAGCAUUAAGAGAAGUCAAGAAUAUUUAAGUAUUUUAGGGAAAGCUUUAUUAUUUUUUAAAGAUGCCAAGAUGCUGUCUAUAUUUGAAAAGGUUGUCUAAAAAUUCACCAAAAGCUAUAUUUUUUUCUUGAAUUUUGACCAAGAUGAUAUAAACUUAUUUCUGGGGAGAGUGCUGAGCCCUUACCAUGGAAAGUAGAUGCAGAAUAUUAUCUGAGAUGAGUGUUGUCUCAAUGCUUUAUAAACUCAUAAAAAUACCUGUCUCAUAAAGUAGAACUGAUAAAAGUUAUUGCUAGAUGUAUAGGGAAUUUUAUAAACGUAUUGCCUUAGAAUUCUUGGGUGGAGACCCAACCACAGUGACAUUGUUGAGCAGGAUAUAUAAAGAGAGGUAAGAGUGAAAAGGUGUCUAAGUGGAGUUCUUAAAUAUGGCAGGGCAUGGAGAAAGCUCAUCCUUAAAAGGCUGAUUUUUAGGUAGGAAAAGAAGAGUAACAGAAAGGGUUUUUGUAACUAGAUUUGUGACAAAUAUUUACCCAUCAUUUUCAUCUGUCAAGUAGAGGAUUAUAUCCUUAGAACUAAGCUAAUAAAAAUAUUUAAGCUAAAAAAUAUUUUAUUAUUAGCAUCAACAUUUUGGAAACUUAGGAACAUUUUAUUUAUUUGAAUUUCAUUUUCUCAUAAAUCUGAGUCCCAUCACAAAGAUGCUUUUCUGUGCAGCUCUUAUCAGCGGCCUAUGUUGGAGAGAUUUCCUAAUGUCAUAGAGAGAGAAUAAAAAAGUGCCAAAAAAGUGGGAUUAUUUUAAAGGGUGUCAUCUUUUGAAGAUGAAAAAAUACAAAUGAAUCAUCUUUGAAUUGAGUCAUUUAAAUGUUUUCCGGUCCUUUUUCUUUCCCACAGAUUGUGGAAGUCAUGCCUAAUAUCCCUCAGCUGACUUAGUCUUUAAGGAUCUUUAGCAAAUUGUGUAGAAGCUGGUACAUCUGUCCUUAAUCUAAUAGGUCCCUUAUUUAACCAGUGGCUGUUGUUCUUUUGUCUGAAGGCAUGUCAAAAUAGUGACCCUAACAAUGUGUAAUAACAUAUGCUUACCCUUAAUCGUCUACUCUCCAGGUUAUAUUUUCAAAUGCUGUUUGAGAGGAAGACUUGUCCAGAAGGAACAAGUUGGGGACCGCAUGCAUGUUAUUAAAUAUCUUAGUGGUUUCUCCUCAUGUGGGACUUACAAACCCUGCGUGCCUCACAGGGCUCAUGUCAGGCUCAAUGGCGAACAUAUAUAAGAAAUUGGUUUGUAAGUUAUGGUCCAUUUCAUAAGCAAGACACUAUUAUCACAAACUAAGAACUAAUAAAUAGUCACAGUCAUAAUUUAAACCAGUUAUUGUGAAAAGAAGUGUCAUAGCAGAGACACAACUGAUUUUAGUAGAUAUUUUGGAAGCUACCAAUGGCUUGUCAACUUGAGGUCAUUGUAUUUUAUUGAAAAUGAUUAAUAUAUUUCAAAUUACUGAAAAAAUAUGAGUUCUAUUUCAUUUUGUAUGUCAUCUUGUAUUUCUUUCAAGAAGUCCAAUUAUAUUCUAGAUAGUAUAUUAUGACUUGGUCAAAAUCCUUCUCGUACAAAUAGGGCUUUUGUGUCCAUAGCCUUGUAAAAGAUACUGACUGUAUCUGAAAUUAUUUAAGAAGAAUAAGUUACCCUGCUUUAUGUGUCAAAAAUGGACAGUGCUCUGACAUAACACUGAUGUGCUUCACUGUAUCCCAAUGGUCUACCUUUAGGUGAUACUGUCCUCAUUUUUAGGCUAAGCACGUUUGAUUGUUUCGUCUGUCAUCUACACAGAUCUCUGUUUUGUCUAGUGCUACAAAUGUAACUUAAAACUUUAAACAUAGAGUUUUUCUCCUAUAUGCCUCUGAGUAGACUGUGGUGCCUGACAGACACUGUUAGGCCAUUACUUUGUUGUACCAAAGUUCUAGUGACUUAAGAAAUCAUUGCAUCCAAUGAUUUUGUGGUGUCUGGGUUUGAAUACUACAGUUGAGACUGUAUUCAGUGAUUAUUACUGCACACUUUCCAAAUAAAAAAAUGCAUUUUUAUCAAUUA